Molecule: messenger RNA, 3547 nt
Organism: Exaiptasia diaphana
Lineage: Eukaryota; Metazoa; Cnidaria; Anthozoa; Actiniaria; Aiptasiidae
Exons: 2
Coding region: 140-2638 (832 amino acids)
Source: RefSeq, a predicted model, not a curated record
GGCUAUAGUCCAAUAAUUUAGUGAUUGUACUGCGAGCGUAUAAAGUCCACCAUUGUAGCUCUGCGCCACUGUUCUUGUCCACACAGCCGAUGGUUAAAGAAAUUGUUAUGCUUAAAGCUCAGUAACAGGAUUUUCAAAGAUGAACGAGCAUUUCAGUUUCCAUAACCUAUACGAACAGUUAACAGAGGGAGCCUUGGCCGAGCUCGACUUUCUUCAAUUGGUAGACAACUACCCUGCGCUGUAUGGUGGCCCAAUCCUUGAGAAUGCCAUUCGUCGAUAUGAGUUAUUCUGGUUGCCACUUGUUGCGAGGUAUACUGAAGAUGGAAAAGACCURGGAAAAGAUCCUCAUAUUUCCCUUAGAGCGGCACCCAUCGAUGUUGCAUGGGUGUGGCACGUUCACAUGCUUGCACCACUCGCUUAUCAACAAGACUGCAUAUCACGCUUUARGAGAAUACUGCAUCACGAUUAUCGAUCCAAAAACCUAACAAUUGGAAAGCAACUCUGGGAGGAAACCAAUCCAGGCGAGCCGUUUCACAUAGACCUUGUCAAUCCACCUCAUACAUUCCCAGCGUACAAUUCAACUUUGCAAUACGAUCUUCGCUCAGCUGCAAUGCGCCAGAGUAAAUUUUACUACAAUGUCUCCCUGCCUCAUUACAAGGACAGAGAGUUUCUUAAAACAGCAGUUGAUCGAUACAAACACCAUCUGUACUUAAAGAAGACCAAUCCUCAUCUGUUUGCUGUGCCYUGUUAYGACUUCGAUCUCAUCUGGCACGCGCAUCAGCUUUACCCACUGACGUAUUUUAGUGAUACGAAGAAAAUGCUAGGUUUUGUAUUAAACCAUGACGACUCUGACACUGGUCGUGUACCAGGAUCUAAAUUGUAUGAAUCGGAAAUGAUGACAAGAGAUGCAUGGUCGAAAAGUGGCAUGUCAUUGUCAAAAAGAGGAGCCAUGUACAGAGGGGAGCCUUUGCCGAGAAUUCCUCCAAAGGCACCAGGCAGAUUUAAAUGUCUGGCGUCACAGACCUUCACUGUUAAUUUGACAAGCAUUCAAAUGAACUUAAACCCUAAGAAAAAGUUUGAAGUUGUCAUCAAAUCAGACCUCAUGACUCAUGACGUCAAGAGGAUUGUAAAGGGAGGAGAUGGUUCUUUUGGUAGUCAGAACUCCCCUCUAGCAAUCUUCUCCUGUAACUCUGCUGAAGAAUCAAAUAUCGAAAUAAUCUUGUACCACAAACGUCUGUUUGGUAAAAAGAAGCUUCAAUACGAUGUGUUUAGUCUUAAGGCCUUCUUGAUCAACCUGGAACAGUYGUCUAAGGAGCUUCCAGCGAAAAACACAUCUAACACAGCUUUUACGGAAGGGAGUGUGACCUUGAAUUUCUCAGUCGUAAUCGCUCCAACUCCAAAUAAUUUCCAACUCACUGCAAUUGCGGAGCCAAUGUUUACAAAGGUAGAUCAUGUAGCACAGGUGCUGAAUCAACCACGAUUAAUGUUAAUGCCCAAGCAAAUCGAAAUGCCUACACUUCCAGGUGAAAUGACAACCAAUGAGAUCAGAGAUCAUAGAGGUCAGCUGGUUUUCAAUUGUAAGAUUGUUCACUCCAAUGAAGCCAUGCUGUCAGCUGUUGAAGUCCUUGACGUGUAUAACAACCUAGAGGCUACUGCACAUGUUAUGRGCAUCGGUGCUUUGCCAGAAGCCAGCGAUCUAUCCAAUGAUGGCAAGGACUGUAUCACAGUAGCUGCUCGGGAAGGUGCUCGUGCAAUGUUGAUACGAAGCAGAGAUGACGAUUAUGGUGUUUGCAUUGGCAAGUGGGUGAAAAAAGAAGUCCAAGGAAGAGGAGGAAGAAACCUGUCUUUCAUGGGAGUGAAAUUCUACAGACUUGGCUCAAACAAGCAAGGCUGGUGUAAGGUUAAAAAACUAAAGGAGUCCAAGUUUCUUGUCACUUUAGAUUCUGGUGACAKCUCUUCUCAAGUAAAGGUUGACCUUAGCAAGGGCUUGAUAACAAUCCCAUACGCCAAUGCCGACGAGUUACCGCAAUGUCUCGCGAUUGGCUUUGCAAUUUCUAUCCUUCAUCUCCUGUGCCGACCGUACUCUCCCAAAGAAACCCAACUUGCUGCUCCUGUUAGCCGAAAAACAAAAGUACCCACAUCUUCCGUAGCUCGCACGGCUCCAACCACUGUAGUUAAGCGACGAAGUCUGUCUAACAGCAGUAUYAUCCUCUAUUCGACKCCCUGCUUAAUUCUGGCAGCUGGGUAUAUGUGUAUGACCGUGCCAACAAACGUGUACAUGGUAUCAUGCAUGGGCGAUGUUGGAUGGGGUUUUUGCCCUGAUAUUGAUGUCAGUGAUGGAUUUGAGGAUAUGGAUUGYGACGGAGCAUGGGGUGAUGAUAUCGGGUUUGAUGACCAAGGUAACAUUGGAUCGGUUGAUUCUGACUAUGAAGUUGGGGACAACGAUUGGGGCGAUGGCGGCGAUGAUGCUGGUGGUUUUGGUGAUGGUGGUGCAUGUGGUGGUGAUGGAGGGGGCUGUGGUGGUGAUGGCGGGGAUGGUGGCGAUGGUGGUGGGUGUGGUGGAGGCGGUGAUGGAGGUGGUGGGUGUGGCGGUGGGUGUGGUGGCGGAUGUGGUGGKUGCGGAGGAUGUGGUGGCUAAAUCGCCUUGUACGACAUCAGUCAUAUAAUGCAUGGUUCGUAAAAAUUUAAAAUAUUAUACACAUAGGCAAUAUGUAAUAACAUGUAAUAAGGUAUUUUAUAAUUUACUUAUAAUUUAUUUKAAAUUGGAAAUCAUAUCUAUCACAACAUCUAUAGCUACACUAACAAGAAUACAUUUGCAAAUACUUUUUUUGCACAUAAGACCUUCCACACAGCCACAACCGAUAUCGUAACAUAAUUCUGAAGAAGAUUGACACAAUAUUAUUGUAUAAAGCCUUUUUUUAUUUUCUUAAUUACUGAAUGACUUAGCAUUUCUAAAGCGUAGAUUCGAAUACUUUUUAUAUUAUAUAUUUAAUGUCUUGUUUUUUUAAAUGCAACAGUUAAUGAUCUCUUUGUAUGAUAUCGCACUUAGUGAAUGUAGCGUCCAAUAAAAGGCGUCACCGAAAUAUAUAAUCAAUAGAGUGUAGGUAAUAUAUACAAUAUGAGCGGGCGAUCUGUGUGUAAUAUGAUUUCUAUUGUGUUUUGCCUUAUGAAUAUUACAGUCAAACUACCUGAAGCAUGAACACCUAGUGAUCAUUAAUGAGUUCAAUAUUGCAUUAUUGAUUUGAUUCUUGAAUUCAAAUAUUCAUUAUUCAAAUGAAGUUUUAAAUAUUGAAAAAUAUUCAAGCAUGCAAAAACGAAUAGAACAAAUGAAAAUAAUAUGUGCAUGGGUGAUAACUGCACAUUUUCAAAAUUUUGAAAAGUUGACUAAUAAACUCAAUGAUGAAUAUUUGAAUCCAAGAAUCAAAUCAAUAACGGAAUAAUGAAUUCAUUUUAAAAGAUCUGUACGUGUUCACGCUUUAGGUAGUUUGACUGRAAUGAGUUUUAUAAUUCAUAUAUAUGUGAAAAAUAAAUCUAAAUAAUCAGUCUA